AUGCAUCUACACCUCGAAGGUCUUGAGUUCUAGAAUGUCAUUGAGGUAGAGACUCCAAUGAAGAAGAAAGAUAGACAGGUGAUGUCCAUCUUCUUCAGCACUCUCUCGGAUUAAAUCUCGUAGGAGCUGGACGUGAAAAAAAUUGCUAAGCAGAUGUGGAAUCUGUUGAAGGUGAAGAACAGAGGUGUUCCAUGCCAACAGAUUAUUCAAUCACUACACAAAAAUUACGAGAAUCUUUCUAUGGAAGACGACAAGUCAGUUCUUGAUUAUUUUAGGAAUUUUUCUCGAAUAGUGAUUAAAUUAAAGAGUCCCAGUGCCAAAAUCUUGAGGUCAAUCCCAAGUAAAUUUGACUCGAUUACAACGUCGAUUGAGCAAUUCUAAGAUCUUGAUGCAAUCUCAGUAGAGGAGGUUCUUGGAACUCUCAAGAUUCAUGAAGACAAACUUCGAGAUCACUCAGUCAAGAGAGAAGAUAACUCCUUAUUGGCCCGCACUCUCAGCAAAAACAAGAAGAAAGAUUCUUCUGACAGUUCUCAAGCAAGAGGUAGAGGAAGAGCAAGAGGAACAAUGAAGAUAGAAGACUUUGAUGACAAUGAAAGACCGAAAGAUAAGUCAUCUGUCACUGGUUAUAAUUGUCAAAAGAAGGGUCAUUAUGCAAAUGAAUGUCGAUUUCUAAAUAAGGAAACACCGAAGAUAGAUAAAGAGAAGGCAAUUGUAGCUGAAGAAAGUACAAGUGAUAAUUCAUUACUUAUGACAUUUGAAGAUUCAGAUGUGCUUCUUCAAAGUAUCUCUCAAUCCGAGCUGGUCAAUGACAUGUGAUAUUUAGACACGACUAGUGAGAAUACUCUUUUCUUUGAGUUAGAUGAGUCAUAUAAAGGUGUCCAUUUUUGUGAUGACUCAUGCAUUCCUAUUGAAGGUCAAGGUAAGAUACUCCUAAAGACUAAAGGUGGGAGUAAAGUUACCUUGAUCAAUGUCUUCUAUACUCUUCGUAUGAGAGCCAAUAUUUUAAGUCUCAGGAGACUUGAUGAAUAGGGGUGCAAAAUGAAUUGGCAAAAUGGAAUUGUUAUAAUUCAUGAUCAAAGAGGCAUACUCAUAACAAAGGUAAAGAGAAAUGCUGGAGGACUUUACCUAUUGAAGCUCGACAUUGUUGAAAAUUGUCUUCAUGCUAAGUUUGAUCAGAAUUGGCUUUGGCAUAAGAGGUAUGGUCAUUUAAAUUUCACUUAUCUUUGUGCUCUAUCUUCAUAUAGUAUGGUCAAAGGACUACCGGAGUUUGAAAGAGGAGAAAAAACUUUGCAUUGACUGUGUGAAGUCCAAGCAAAUAAGAGCUUCAUUUCCCUCAGCUUCAUCAUUUCAAGUCACAAGACUACUUGAACUAAUUCAUGGAGAUCUUUGUGGGCUAAUUGAACCAAAGACUCUCGAUGGAAGUAAGUACUUCCUACUUUUUGUUUAUGAUUAUAAAAGAUUAAUGUGGAUUUCUAUGUUGAAGAGGAAAUUGGAAACAUUAGAUGCUUUCAAGAAAUUUAAAUCUCUGGCUGAAGUAGAGAAAGAGAUGAAAAUCUCGUGUUAAGGACAGAUCAAGGAGGUGAGUUUAAUUCCAAAGAAUUCACUAAAUGGUGUGAUGAGUAGGGAAUUUGACGGCAAUUGACUACACCUUAUUCACCUUAACAAAAUGGUGUGGUAGAAAGGAGAAAUCUCACUCUACUAGACAUGGUAAGAGCAAUGCUGAAAUCAAAGCACUUACCUCAAGAAUUUUGGGGAGAAGCAGCAAGCACAAUUGUCUAUCUCUUAAAUAGAGCUCCCACAAGAAGUCUUCAAGGGAAGACUCUCUAUGAAGCAUAGUCUAGCACAAAACCAAAAGUUGACCAUUUAAGGGUUUUUGGACCAAUCAUGCAUGUUAAGGCACUUGGAAGAGCUCUUAAGAAGCUUGGUGAUAGAAGCACACCAAUGAUUUUUAUUGGCUAUGAAAAAGGAGUCAAGGGUUAUUGUGCAUUUGACUCUGCACCAGGCAAGAUUCACAUUUCGAGACAUGUAAUAUUUAAAAAAGAAAAAUGCUAGAAUUAGGAGAAUUUCACAUUGUUGAAAGAAUCAAGUAUAUCUCUUUCAUCUCCUAUAUAUGAUCUCUUAGUUGACCAAGUCAACGGAAGCACUUCUCAGCCUCAAGACUUCGAAAAUGAAGCUGAAAGUUGUGGAGAGGAGAUGUCUUCAAAUCUUGCCUCACCUGAAGACACCCAAGUUACCUCAUCUUCGGGUGAAUCUUCACAACAUGAAAGAUUCAAGAAUCUAUCUAAAUUAUAUGUAGAGACCCGCCCAAUUGAAGAUGAAGAUGAAGUGUGUAACUUCACGGCUGAAGAACCUAAAUCAGUUCAAGCUGCUCUCAAUGGCGAAAUUUGGAAGAGAGCUAUGGAAGAAAAAUUGAGUCAAAUAAAUAAGAAUCAUACUUAGAUUCUAGUCACACGACAAGCAAGAUACAAGCCUAUUGGACUCAAGUAGAUCUUUAGAGUCAAGAAGAAUCCAAAAAGAGAAAUUCUCAAGCACAAGGUAUGACUAAUGGUGAAAGGCUAUGUGCAAAGGUAUGGAGUUGAUUUUACUGAUGUGUUUGCACCUGUAGCAAGACAAGGCAAUUCGAGUGCUUCUAGUUGUCUCAGCUCAUUUCAGCUGAAAAAUUCACCAUAUGGACAUAAAAUCUAUUUUUCUAAAUGCAGAAAUCAAUGAGAAUAUAUAUGUGAAUCAGCUGCCUAGAUUUGAGGUCAAUGGGAAGGAGAAGAUGAUUUAUAAGCUAAAAAGGCUCUCUAUGGUCUAAAACAAGCACCAAGAGUUUGGUACUCUAAAUUAGACAAGAGUCUUAUCUCAUUAGGUCUAAUUAAGAGCAACUUUGAGCCCACAACCUACUUCAAGAAGAAGGUGAAUUCUCACCUAUAUGUGGGAGUAUAUGUUGAUGAUUUACACAUCACCAGGAAUUUUGAAAAAGAAAAUGAAGAUUUCAAGUUUAAAAUGGCAAACAUGUUCGAGAUGUCUAAUAUGGGCCUACUCUCAACAUAUUUGGACAUUGAAGUAUGUCAAAUUGAUAAAUUUCUCUCACUCUCACAUAAGUAAUUUGCUCUGAACAUUCUUAAGACAUUUGACAUGCUGAAUUGUAAUUCAUUAGUUACUCCUCUUGAAGUAAGACCUAUCUUUAAUUAGAAGGAAGGAUAAGACUCGAUAAAUGCUAUCACUUGUAGAAGCUUAAUGGGAUCAUUAAGAUAUUUGACCCACACUAGAUCAAACUUGUCAUUCAAUAUUAGAUUUCUCAAUAGAUUUAUGAAAAAUCUAUGAGCUGAACAUCUUAAGUGUGCUAAAGGUGUACUGAGGUACAUUAAAAACAUCUCAAAUUUUGGUCUUAAGUACAAAAAGGAGAAGAAUUUUAUAUUUGCUGACUUCUGUGAUAGUGAUUAUGGAGGAGAUAUAGAGGAGAGAAAGAGCACAUUAGGUUUUUGUUUCUUUAUUGACAACAAUCAUGUGACAUGGGUGUCACAAAAGCAAAGAACUAUUGCCCUAUCAUCCUAUGAAGCAAAGUAUAUCUCACUUACUUUGGCAGCAUGUCAAGGUGUUUGGCUAGCUGAAUUUCUCAAAGAGUUAACUAGAAUCUACCUCAAACUAGUUAAGAUACAAGUUGAUAAUGUCUCUGCCAUUGAGUUUGCGAAGAAUCUAACAUUUCACAGUCGAUCGAAACACAUAAAAAUUCACUACCAUUAUGUGCACAAUUGUGUUGAAGAUGGUGAAGUUGAAAUCGCCUGUGUCAAUGGCUUCUACCUCUUCCUCCUCGUUCGCUGCUUGUAGAAGUCUCUCUCCGUUGACCAUUAUCUCGCUACACGUUGGUUGUCGGCUGUACUCUCAAACUUUAUAGACAAAGGGCAACCAUUCUCACAAAGUCUCUUGCAAAAUUUAAAUUUGUAG
Spirodela intermedia is the source of this 3930-nucleotide messenger RNA. The record is from the annotation of a GenBank genome assembly. NCBI's taxonomy places the organism in Eukaryota, Viridiplantae, Streptophyta, Magnoliopsida, Alismatales, Araceae.